This is a messenger RNA of Thamnophis sirtalis, 2487 nucleotides long. NCBI's taxonomy places the organism in Eukaryota, Metazoa, Chordata, Lepidosauria, Squamata, Natricidae. The record is from RefSeq and is a predicted model, not a curated record.
UAUGAUUUCUUUAAAUGAAUAUGGUUCCAAUUCCUGGGAGCUCAAAAUCAGAGUCGAUCAUCAUAAUGGAGAAGAACAAAAAGAGACUCCUGUUCAAGUAUCGGGGGAGCUUCAUGUCGGAGGGUUGAUGCUCAGACUUGUGGAAAAAAUUGGGAUAUCCCAAGAUUGGUCCGACUAUGCCCUUUGGUGGGAGCAGAAGAAAUGCUGGCUCCUGAAAACUCAUUGGACUCUAGAUAAAUAUGGAGUGCAAGCUGAUGCCAUACUCUUGUUCACCCCUCAGCACAAAAAUCUGCGCCUUUGUUUACCAAGCAUGAAGAUUGUGAGACUGAAUGUUAGCUUCUCUUCUGUGGUAUUCAGGGUUGUUGGGGACAUCUGCAAGAGCCUUGGGUUUCAGUUCAGCAGAUUUGAGAAAAAUACCAUUGAAUUCUGCAUUCUCUUAAAUAUAAAGAAAAUGGGAUCUUGGCUCAAUAAGACCAAUGCCCAAUUAAGUUUGUUCCUACAAGUGAGAUGGUCUGCUAAGAGUCAUUCAGCUAUCACUCUUUUAGAUGAAAAUGGUGAGUACCAUAUCAGCAAGAUGACCUUAUCAUCUGGAUCCAAAGACUUCGCAGUUGAGAGUGAAACCGACGAAGUGGAAGCAGCGCUUUCCAAUCUGGAAAUAACCCUAGAAGGCGGAAGAUCAGAGAGCCUAUUGAAGAACCAAGGGGGCGGUGGACUGAAAAAGUUUGGGAACCACUUUUAUAAACUGAUGGUUUUAUUUUCUGUUCUCAAUAUUUCAGCCAGUCCUGGCUUAUAUAGCAAGACAAUGACCCCGACUUAUGAUCCCAUUACUGGUUCCCCUGUCCCUUCCACUGUUGCGUGGUUCAGUGACAGCCCAUUGGCACAACAGAGCUGGAGCACCCUCGCUUUUAGCCAUCCUAACUGUGCACCAGAGACACUUGCCAAGAUGUAUCAGCCUCGAACAUUGGUCGACAAAGCCAAACUGAAUGCUGGAUGGUUAGAUUCAUCUCGAUCACUCAUGGAACAAGAUAUCCAGGAGGACGAUCAACUUCUACUCCGUUUUAAAUACUAUGAUUUCUUUGAUUUGAAUGCAAAAUAUGAUGCAGUACGGAUCCACCAGCUAUAUGAGCAAGCCCGCUGGGCUAUUCUGCUGGAAGAAAUAGACUGCACCGAAGAAGAAACCUUCAUUUUUGCUGCAUUGCAGGCAUGUAUUAGACGAUCAGAAGAACUGUCUCUGCUGAGGCCAACCAAUGAGAUAAAAAAGAAAAAGAGAAAAGACAAAGAGAAGGACAAAGAACCUGUCAUAGAAGAUAUUUUAAACCUGCACAAUUCUCCAGUGAGUUUUGGAUUGCCAGACAAGGAAAGUGAAACAGUUCUUCAUCGGUUACAGCUUUUGAAAAAGACUUGGUGUUCGAGGGAAAUACCAGUUAAAACCACACCAACUCCUGCUGUAAAUAACAGAGACUUGAUGAAGCAAUUCUUCAUUUGCAGAUCCAAAAAGCUGGUCCUGAAAGCCUUCAAGCAAUAUUGGUUUGUCUUUAAAGACACAUCCAUGUCUUACUUUAAAAGCAAAGAAGCUGAACACGGAGAACCUAUCGAGAAGUUUAACCUAAGAGGAUGUGAAAUUGUCCCAGAUGUAAGUGUGUCAGGGAAAAAAUAUGGGAUUAAAUUACUCAUCCCAGUUGCCGAUGGAAUGAAUGAAAUACUUUUGAGGUGUAAUGAUGAAGAGCAGUAUGCCAGAUGGAUGGCUGCUUGUUCAUUGGCUUCCAAAGGAAAAACAAUGGCAGACAGUUCUUACCAAUCCGAGGUGCGUAACAUCCUCUCGCUCCUGAAAAUGAAAAGCAGAACAGCUGCAAUCCAAGAAGCUUCGGAUGUAGAAAGCAUGGACGUGAAACCGGAAUGCUUCAUCUCACCACGAUAUGCUAAGAAAUAUAAAUCUAAGCAGUUAGCUGCUCGUAUUCUAGAAGCACACCACAACAUCAUUCACCUGCCUCUUAUGGAAGCCAAACUGAGGUUUAUCCAGGCAUGGCAAUCACUUCCAGAAUUCGGCUUAUCCUAUUAUGUUGUAAGGUAAUUCUAGUGUUCCUCUGCCCCUAAAUUUUUAUAGAAGAGUACUGCUUAGAACCUUUUUAACCACUUUCCUUUUGACUACAGAAAUGGUCUUUAGGGGAGGAGAGAAUGCAUUUUAGGUUUGGGAGCAUUCUUAAAAUCACUGUUCUAUAUACAGGUACAGUAAUCCUCAGGUUAUGGCUUUAAUUGAGGCCAGAAUUUCUAACUAAGCAAAACUAUCAUUAAAGCAAACAUCAUGUGACUGCUUAGCAAUGGCAAUUCCAACAGUCGUAGAUGCAGUUGCUAGUGAGGAGCAGGCAGUCAUUAAACAAGGCCCUUACAUAACCACAACUUGUGACUUCUGGAUGAAUUCCCCAUUGAUUUUCUUUUUUUUGGAAGCCAGCUGGCAAUCACGUCUCCUGCCUCCCAAAAGAUUCAAGC